This is a messenger RNA of Pectinophora gossypiella (pink bollworm), 1241 nucleotides long. RefSeq names its product photoreceptor outer segment membrane glycoprotein 2-like. NCBI's taxonomy places the organism in Eukaryota, Metazoa, Arthropoda, Insecta, Lepidoptera, Gelechiidae. The transcript is spliced from 9 exons. Gene Ontology annotation, cellular component: membrane. The coding region runs from base 168 to 1241 and encodes 357 amino acids. The record is from RefSeq and is a predicted model, not a curated record.
GGACGUGUUCCACUGUGCUCUUCGAAAACCCGAACUUUAAAAAUAGCAAGUCUCGAAAAAUGCAUCGUAUUUUGAGUUAUUUAUGUUAUGUGUGGUGUGACUUCGGUGUGACCUUGUGGUGUAGUUCCUGCAAGGGAGGCAGCUAGCAUGGCCAACAAUAUGGUCCCAUGGCUUGGGGAGUGUUCACGUUCACAAAGGACGGCAGGCAGCGGCUGGCCGGCGUGCUGCGAGCGCUGCUGAUCGCACAACUCGUCGUCUCGCUCUGCAUGGUCAUCUUCUGCUACAACACUUCCAUGAAGGUGCUGGUGCUGCUCAAACAUAUUCACAAGGUGACAGUGUACCUGCUGUACGGGCUAAUUCUGCUGCAAGCUUACUGCAUGAAGCUGCACUACACGAGCGGGCUGCGGCUCAUGUCGUGGUUCCUGCGGUGCCCGCACUGGCGGCGCGUGAUGCUGGCCAGCCGCGUGUGGAUGUUCAGCGGUAGCUGCGUCGCGCUCAACGGCAUGCUCGUCUACGCAGCCUGCCGGACCACGCUCAAGGCACUAAUGAAAGAACUCUCAUCGUCGCUACGCAUUGGAAUCGCCCAAUAUCUGACAGAACCGACGUGGAAAAAGUUGCUCGAUACAAUGCAGAUAGAGCUGGGUUGCUGCGGAGCUGACAAACCGAGCGACUGGCACGAGAUACCCUGGAUAAACAUGGACUUUCUCAACGAGAAAUCGGACCUUGUCAUGAAACUGGCGGGUUCAGACGGUAAAGUUCUCCCUCCAGUGUCCCCGUACUCGUGUUGUACACCGCGUGUGCUGGCUGCCUGCUACCAUGAUCCUUUGCAACAGUGGCGCGAGAUGUGGUCGGGCGGGUCCCCGCUGCUGUCGGCGUCGCUGCACACGCGCGGCUGCGUGGAGGCCGUGCGCGCGCCGCUCACCAAGGCGCUUCUGGCGCUGCAGCUGCUCAGCAUGCUCGUCGUGCUGCUGCAGAUCAUAAUAGUGAUCCUGUCGCAACUCCUGCGCACGAGCGCGCGUGACGCGGUGCUGAGCGGCGACUGCGACGGUGACGGCGACGCGUGCCUCAUAGGACACGUCACGAGGACCGAGAGGAUGCAGCCGGAGCCGGUGGCGGGCCCCAGCGGGCUGGGCGGCGCGGCGUCGGUGGCGCUGGCGCUGCAGCGGGGGGCGGCGGGGCGGGGGGGCGCGGGCCGGCGGCGCGGCCUGCGGGCGCACACCAGCUACCCUUAUCUAUCUUAG